AUAAGCCUUAAAAGCCCACCAACUCUACGCACUCUUUCUAAUCCGCUUGCCUUGCUUGUUUCACAGGACAGAACCUUCCUCUUGCUCAGGCACCAUGGCUCUCUCUGUCCACACUGGCUCUUCCCGACAGCUCUCCUCGUACAGUGUUGGGGGCGGGGGCGGCGGGGGGUCUGUCAGACUGUCUAGCGGCGUAGGGUUUAGUGGCGGCUCCAAAUUUGCCGGAGGUUACUCAGCAGGUGGUUAUGGAGGAGGAAGCCUGAGUGGAGGGUAUGGAAUGGGCUUGGGUGCAGGUCUGGGUGGUGGGUAUGGAGGGGGCUUGGGAGGCGGUUUUGGGGGCGGCCUUGGCGGCGGCGGCGGCUUUUCGAGCGGCUUUGUGAGCAGCAUGGGCGGCAUGGGUGGCGGCUUUGGAGGAGGGGAUGGGGGUCUCCUGAGUGGCGACGAGAAGCAGACCAUGCAGAAUCUCAACGACCGCCUGGCGAACUACCUGGGCAAAGUCCACGCUCUGGAGGAGGCCAACACAGAGCUGGAGCGCAAGAUCAAGGAAUGGUACGCAAAGUACAGCACUCCGGACACCAGCCGAGACUACAGCAAAUAUUUUAGCAUCAUCGAAGAUCUUCGGAACCAAAUUGUGAGACACACCAUUGAGAACGCUGGGGUCGUUCUGCAAAUCGACAAUGCUCGGCUGGCUGCUGAUGAUUUCAAACUUAAGUAUGAGAACGAAUUGUUCCUGCACCAGAGUGUGGAGAGUGACAUCAAUGGCCUGAGGAGAGUCCUGGAUGACUUGACCAUGACUAGGUCCGACCUCGAGUUGCAGAUCGAAGGCUUGAAUGAAGAGCUUGCCUACCUCAAGAAGAAUCAUGAAGAGGAACUGAUGAGCUUCCGAGGGGUGACCAGUGGAGACGUCAACGUUGAAAUGGACGCCGCUCCCGGAAUUGACCUGACCAAGCUACUGAACGAGAUGAGAUCCCAGUAUGAGGAGCUCGCGGACAAGAACAGGAGAGAGGCAGAAGAACAGUUCAACAAGCAGGUUGGAGCUCUGAGGCAGGAGAUAUCGGCCAACGUGGACCAGCUGAGCACGGGCAAGAGUGAAGUUACAGAUCUGAGACGCACGCUGCAGGGCCUGGAACUGGAACUGCAGGCUCAGCUUGCCAUGAAACAAUCCCUGGAAGGCACUUUGGCGGAAACAGAACGAAAUUACUGCGACCAGCUUGCGCAAUUACAGGGUCAGAUCGCUGGCUUAGAGGAACAGCUUCUGCAGAUUCGGGCUGAGAUGGAGAACCAGAAUGCAGAAUAUCAGCAGCUGUUAGGCAUCAAGACACGCCUGGAGAAGGAGAUAGAGACCUACCGCCGCCUACUGGACGGAGAAGGGGGUGGUUUUGGGUCUUACGGAUCUUCGAGCCACAGUAGUUCUAUGAGUUACGGAGGCUCUGGAAAAGAGUCAACGAAAACCAGAAUGGUUAAGACGAUUGUGGAAGAAAUGGUUGAUGGCAGAGUCGUUUCGUCCCAGGUCAAAUCGGUCGAAGAGAAGCCGACUAAAAGCAACACCCUCACAACCCUAUAUAUAAAAGGCAGAGGAAACCGCCCCGUUAGCACACUGCCUGCCUGUCUGUCUUUCCUGACUCUCCUUCGCCUUUUCCUCGCAGCUUUUUGGCAUCCCUCAGCUAACAUGUCUACUCGGAUAUCGACCUCCUCGAGGAGAAUUUCUUCCUUUGUCAGUGGGGACGGAGGUGCCAAAAUGGGCAGCGUUGGAGGAGGCAGUCUGUACGGUUUUGGCGGGGGGUCCAUGGUCGCUCUAGGCAGUGGCUAUGGAGGGGCUGCAUGCGGUGGGUUUGGUGGACCUGGCUUUGCAAGCGGAGUUGGCUUCGGCGGGGGGUCUGGCUUUGGUGGCGGGGCUGGUUUUGGCGGCGGGGCUGGCUUUGGUAGUGCCUCUGUGGGAGGCGGUGGCUACGGAGCCAGCUACCGCUCCAGCUCGGCGGUGUCCUUGGGCGGUGGCUAUGGAGGGGCCGACAGCGUCUUCCUGGCUGGGGCUGAAAAGGAGACCAUGCAGAACCUCAACAGCCGCCUGGCAAACUACCUGGAAAAGGUGCGCUCUCUGGAGGAGGCGAAUGCCGAGCUCGAGCUGAAGAUCCGCCACUGGUAUGAGAAGAAUGGACCCGGGGCUCCUGGAGUGACCCGCGAUUACAGCAAAUAUCACCAGAUCAUUGAGGAUCUGCGCAACCAGAUCGUCAAUGUGACCAUUGACAAUGCCAAUGUAGUCUUACAGAUUGACAAUGCCAGGCUGGCUGCUGAUGACUUCAGACUGAAGUUUGAGAACGAGCUCUUCCUUCGCCAGAGUGUUGAAGGAGACAUCAAUGGUCUGCGCAGAGUGCUUGACGACUUGACCAUGAACAGGUCUGACCUGGAAGCACAGCUUGAAAGCCUCACAGAGGAACUAGCAUACCUUAAGAAGAACCACGAAGAGGAAAUUAACUUGCUGAGAAGCAGUUCUACGGGUGACGUCACAGUGGAAAUGAACGCGGCUCCAGGAAUAGACUUGACUAAGCUGCUGAACGAAAUGAGGGCGCAAUAUGAAGACCUCGCAGAUCAAAAUCGCAGAGAGGCGGAAGAACAGUUUCACAAAAUGAGCCAACCACUGCAGCAACAGAUCUACGAUGAUGCCGGCGCAGCAAACUCCGCCAGGAACGAGUUAAUUGAGCUGAAACGCUCAUUCCAGGCAUUGGAGAUAGAGCUACAAUCCCUUCUGGCUAAGAAAGCUUCUCUGGAAGGCACCUUGCAUGAAACCGAAGUCAACUACAGCACUCAGCUCUCACAGCUGCAGCACCAAGUGAGCAGCAUCGAAGAGCAGUUGCAGCAGAUCAGGUCUGAGACAGAGAUGCAAAAUUCAGAGUACCAACAACUGCUGGGUAUCAAGACCCGACUGGAAAUGGAAAUUGAAACAUACAGGCGCCUGCUUGAUGGCGAGAGUUUCCGCACUUAUGAACCAAAAGUUCAAAUCAGAGAGCCCCUCAAAACAAGGGUAGUGAAGACCAUCGUUGAAGAAGUGGUGGAUGGCAAAGUGGUCUCUUCUCAAGUGAAAUCAGUUGAAGAAAGAGCAACGAAGUGAACAGCAUGAAAAGCAGAGUGGGGGGCCCUUCAACUCAGGCGAGCAAGGGAAUGCCCAAGUAGAAGAAAACCUCCUGAAACCAGAGUCAAUUGUAGCUUAGUAGCUUCUUGCAAAUAUGGGCUCCAGAGAGGGGGAAAUCCCACUCAAUAUGCUUUCUUAAAACUUUACGGAGGUGUAUGCUUUUAGAAAUACUGAGAACUACAUUCUGUUUACUGCCGCAAUGCAAUAAACUUUCUUACUGUUGCAAGUAA
Molecule: messenger RNA, 3354 nt
Organism: Podarcis raffonei (Aeolian wall lizard)
Lineage: Eukaryota; Metazoa; Chordata; Lepidosauria; Squamata; Lacertidae
Product: keratin, type I cytoskeletal 10-like
Exons: 16
Coding region: 95-3103 (1002 amino acids)
Molecular function (GO): structural molecule activity
Source: RefSeq, a predicted model, not a curated record